Molecule: messenger RNA, 1255 nt
Organism: Lactuca saligna
Lineage: Eukaryota; Viridiplantae; Streptophyta; Magnoliopsida; Asterales; Asteraceae
Source: the annotation of a GenBank genome assembly
CCAUCUUUACAUCUCCCACGUCUUACUGGAACAUAUAUGCACACUAGAAUUCACAAACAUAUACACACAAAAAACCACAACGAACACACGAAAUAGUAAAAAUGGAAAAGAUACAACACAAGAUGGUAGCAGUGAACGGCAUAAACAUGCACGUAGCAGAGCUUGGCACAGGACCAACGAUCCUCUUUAUCCAUGGCUUCCCAGAGCUCUGGUACACCUGGCGCCACCAGAUACUCUAUCUUGCCUCACAUGGUUACCGUGCUGUGGCACCUGAUCUCCGUGGCUACGGUGACACCACUGGUGCUCCUGUUUCCGACCCCACCAAGUUCACCACCCUUCAUGUGGUUGGAGACCUGGUGGCGCUCAUCAACAUUGUGGCUGCUUCGGGCGAGGACAAGGUGUUUGUGGUGGGACAUGACUGGGGUGCAAUGAUUGCUUGGGCUUUGUGUCUUUAUCGGCAGGAUAAAGUAAAGGCCUUGGUGAGUAUGAGUGUUCCUUUCAGUCCAAGGAAUCCUAAGUUCAAACCUAUUGAUGGACUUCGUGCUCUCUAUGGAAAUGAUUACUACAUCAUCAGAUUCCAGGAACCCGGAGAAAUCGAAGGUGAAUUUGCGGAAUGGGGUACAUAUAGAGUAUUAAAUGAUUUCUUCAAAUAUCGCAAACCUGCCCCCCUUUUUCUACCGAAGGGUAUUGGGUUUGGAACCUCAGAUGAUGAUCCCAUAAUCUUGCCUUCAUGGAUGUCCAAAGAAGAUCUUGAAUACUACUCCAGCAAAUUCGAGAAAACUGGCUUCACCGGAGGUCUAAACUACUAUCGAGCUUUGAACUUGAACUGGGAGCUAACUGGUCCAUGGACCGGAGCUCAAGUGAAGGUGCCUGUUAAGUUCAUCGUGGGCGACCUUGACCUGACCUACAACUCGAUGGGUGCUAGAGACUAUAUAGAAAAAGGAGGGUUUAAAAAAGAUGUGCCUCUUUUAGACGAUGUAACCGUCCUUCAAGGUGUAGGGCAUUUUCUUCAUGAAGAAAAACCUGACGAGAUCAACAAACAUAUCCAUCAAUUCUUAAACAGCUAUAUAUGCAUCAAACCAGAUCAUUUAUGCUCAAUCAAUGAAAACAAGUGGUGCAUUGGUUCAAUCAGCCAUAAAAUUAAGGAGACGUUGCGAAGAUAUUUACUCGAAUAACUGAUAAGAUCUUGCAUAGCUACCAUAACUAGUGUAAUGAGUCGAUGAGAAAGUAAACAUGUAGUGUUCAUUCAAAUUAU